GUGGAUGAAUAACUUCCUGUGCCACCCCCAUCUCUCUGGUUUGUGUAGGAGUGGAAAACUGGCUUUUGAAUUGCUUCAAUUCCCAAGGACCUUCUGACAAUCAGGAAAACCUCUUGAGGCCCUUUUCACCUUUAAAUGGAUCAAUGUUAAAGUUUUCCACAAAAGAAAAACUGCGUUAUCCAUGAAAGGCCCCUGUUGUUGGAUUGGCCAGUUGCAUUGACUGGACUCUGUGCCUUCGCUACCACUGCCCUUGCAUUUUCAGAUAUCAUUUGAGCACAUAAAGCCAACCUCAAAACUGGAGUUCGGGAGUUCCCCAGAAGAGGUGUGUUAGAUUGGAGGCUGUCUCUACACUUGAAAAUGGAGCAACAGAUUCUACCGGGGACAGGGAAAGCAGUGGAAGGGCCAGAAAAAGUGUCUCAGCCCAACCAGCCUGACUGUGUGGAGGAUUACCCAAAGUGCAUUGCGACAAAAUGGCUUAAACAGGACUCUGAAGGAGGACAGUCCAAGGAAUGGGAAGGCCAAUGGCAGGAAUUCCUGAAGGCCUUGGAUUGCCCUCCUUCGGGGUGGCGGAACCCACCGGCAAAAGACCCUGGACCCUGGGACGAUGCCAAGGCCUUUUUGACGUCCUUUGAGCAAGUGGCUGAAGCCUGUCAGUGGCCAAGAGAAGAGUGGGCAUCCCGACUCCUGCCGGCACUGAGCGGAGAAGCCGAGCAGGCAGUUAGUAUCCUAGAAGCCAAAGACAGGGGAGACUUUGGGAAGGUGAAGGCUGCCAUCUUGCGGGGGGACGCCAUCAAAAUGGAGACGCAGCGCCAACACUUCCGGCAGUUCCGUUACCGGGGUGUCGAAGACCCACGAAGGGUUUACAGUGAACUCCAGGAGCUUUGCCGUGAAUGGCUGAGGCCGGAGAGGCGCACCAAGGAGCAGAUCCUGGAACUGUUGAUCCUGGAGCAGUUCUUGGCCAUCCUGCCUCCAGAGAUCCGGAGCUGGGUCCAGGAAUGCGGCCCAGAGAGCUGUGUCCAGACGGCUGGUCUGGCAGAGGACUUCCUGAUGAACCAGCAAGAGACUGAGACGUGGAAAUGGCAGGUCCUGGUGCCCUCAAAGGACGUAAUCCUGAGUCCGCUGGCCUCUGGAAAGAAAGACCUCUAUGUAGAGCCCAAGCCGGCAACUGGCAUGGAUCCUAGUUUGUCAGAUGGUGGUACAACGGCUGGUGGUCAUACCUCGUCCCUGCUUCUUCCUGAGGGUUGGGAAUCAAAUGAGGCAGGGCCAGCUGAGGGAUCAGUAGACUUUGAACUCGCCGUCCACUUCACUGAGGGGGAAUGGGCCCUUCUGGAUCCAGGCCAGAGAGCUCUGUACAGAGAAGUACUACAAGAGAAUUAUGGGAAUGUGACAUCACUGGAUAACAGAACCUCGACUGAAAUAAAAGUGGAGAAUUUUCAGUGGCACAGCCCCGAGGCGACUGGAUCGCAGGAAAUUUCCCCAGAGAGACCUCCUGGAUCUGUGAAACCUGAGACCCACAAAGAAGGAGGUGAUUUGGAGAGGCUUCAAGGGAGGAGGUCUGUACAGAGAUGGCGUGGAUCUGUUCAGUUCAUGGAAGGUCUGCGAUCCUUUAAGAAACAUACAUCCCAGGAGGCUGAGAGAAAACAUGCAUGCCCUGAAUGUGGGAAAAGGUUUCAUUAUCGGUCCCAACUGGCGAAACAUCACAUGAUCCAUACAGGUUUAAAACCUUACAAAUGUAUUGUCUGUGGGAAAAACUUUCAAAGGAAAGAUAACCUCCUUGCUCAUCAGAAAAUCCAUACAGGUGAGAAGCCUUACGGCUGCUCCGAGUGCGGAAAAAGCUUCUACGACAGAGGCAAGCUGCUUCGGCACCAGAAGGUUCACACAGGGGAGAAACCUUUUGAUUGUCCUGGGUGCGAGAAAAGCUUCCCCCGGAAAGGGAACCUCCUUGCGCAUCAGAUGCUCCAUACAGGUGAGAGACCAUAUGAGUGCCCUGAUUGUGGGAGGCGCUUCUGUGAGAGGGUCAGACUGAGUAGGCAUCAGAGGGUCCACAUCGGCGAAAAACCUUAUGAUUGUCCUUGGUGUGGGAAAAGAUUCCGAAGGAAAGGGAAUCUGGUAGCCCACCAGAAAAUCCACACUGGCGAGAGGCCGUAUUCCUGUUCUGAGUGUGAGAAAAGCUUCAGCGAAAAAGCCAAACUGAUUCGUCACCAGAGAGUCCACACAGGAGAGAAACCAUACUCAUGUCCGAUAUGUGGGAAAAGCUUCAAUCAGAGAGAGACCCUGAUGAGGCAUUGGAGAGUCCAUACAGGGGAGAAACCUUAUGAGUGUCUGGAGUGCGGGGAAAACUUUGGUCAAAAAGAGACUCUCCUUAGACACCAGAGAGUUCACACAGGGGUAAAUAUUAUUAAUGUUCUGUGAGGAACAGGGGAAGGGAGGAAUGCUCUCGUCAGGAAUAUAAGUGGCACAGAAAAUGUAUAAGUGCGUACAGGGGGGAAUCUGACUACAAAUUGGGGUCAAUUGUGCAGAAUGAAGGAGGAAAAUUCUGCACUUCUGACAAAUUCAGAUUGUUGAUUUUUCUAAUAUGCAAAACAUUUUGUGCAUGUAGAAGGCUAGCUCCUCAGAGAAAGCUUAAAGAACUGAGUCACCAAGGAAAAGGAUUUAAAAGAGCAAUCCCAAGCAAUCCUGUUCGGUAGCAAGUCCUAUUUCAUUCAGGAAGUUUUCUUAAUACUGAAUGUUCUUAGGAUUAAAGUGUAAAUGUUGUUUAAUGUUCCUUUUCUGGAUGUGCUGGAUUUUUACGUUAGUUUUUAACUUGCUGUACUGGAUUUGUUUUAAAACGAGUACAUCAACAAAAUAUAGUUUUUUGUCAAGUCCUUCUGGAGCACUAGAUGUUUUGUGUUUAAGAAAGUGCAUUAAGAGGAACUAGCACAAGAAAACUUAAAUGCAAGGAACUAGCACUAGAGAAGGAACUUGCAUAAGAGGACUCGAAAAGAGAGACAGGUAGGCCAAUCCUCUGGGAUGGGUGGGUGAGGGGGAUGGAUUAGGGGUAGCCAGGCAUAGAGCAACCCUGUCACCUCCCAAGAGGUUUGCAGUGCUGCAGUGAGCAAGAAAACAAGGAACAUCCUCCGAGGACAGUGAAAACCUCCUAUGUAGCUCAAUGAGCUGCACCACCCUUAUUGGUGGCUUACAUCCAUGCCAGCAAAACGUGUGUUCCUAAACUGAAAGGGCUCCAGAAGCUGCCUGAAGUCAGCUCCAUUGUGGUUGGCGUAAGUGCCCUGCACCAGUGUAGAUGCCACUUACAUGGUAUAGUG
Sphaerodactylus townsendi is the source of this 3302-nucleotide messenger RNA. Its product is annotated as zinc finger protein 436-like. Gene Ontology annotation, biological process: regulation of transcription by RNA polymerase II. Gene Ontology annotation, molecular function: DNA-binding transcription factor activity, RNA polymerase II-specific; RNA polymerase II cis-regulatory region sequence-specific DNA binding. Bases 358 to 2412 code for a protein of 684 amino acids. The transcript is spliced from 6 exons. The record is from RefSeq and is a predicted model, not a curated record. Lineage: Eukaryota; Metazoa; Chordata; Lepidosauria; Squamata; Sphaerodactylidae.